AUGGGCAACAACGCAGACGUCAACUUGAAACUGCAAGACCCGGAUGAUGACAUCAAACCUCGACUUUCCGCACAACAGGUGCCCGAGCUAGUCCGUCGACUGUAUGGAUUGGAGACCAGCGAGGUGAAAUCGUUGCCAGGUUACGACGACUUGAACUUCUACAUCCGGGUCAAUUUAAAGGUCAAGGACCACCCAAAUAUUGAUGACAUAUACGAAAAUGGCUAUGUCGUAAAAGUGUUGAACAGUCUGCAGUCCGCAUCGCCGGAAAUCAUAGGACAUAAGCUCGGACCGUACCUCGUUCGUCUAGUGACGUACGUGCCGGGGACAAUAUUCUACGAGACCCCGUAUGUGGCUGGCUACUUCUACAACGCUGGCGUGUUUGUUGCUAGGUUACACAAUGCCAUAAUGGAUGUAAGUAUAUUCCUCACGGAGACACCGACAAUUCGCGAGUUCUGCAAGGCUGUCCCCGACCCCCGGGACCGCGAGGUCGUCCUGCAGGUGCUUGACGAAUUCCAGCGGGACAUCGUUGGUCGCUAUGAGGAUUUUACUCCUGGUAUCGUCCAUGGCGAUAUAAAUGAACAAAACCUCAUCAUGUGUGAAGUUCCCGGGCAAGAGAGUGUGCCGUCAUACCGAAGAAUUUAUGACGAGGCAGCGUUGUUGGAUUUCUCUGACAUAACAAAGUCCUACAUUGUAUUUGAUGUAGCCAUUUCAAUAUGUUACCUAUCGAUAGAAGGCGAGGGCAGCGAACAGCUGAAUAAUUCACGGAAUGAUGUGACAGACAAUAUGACAAAGCUGGGAGCAGACGAAAAAGAACUAAACAACAGCAUGCCAACUGCCAUCACCUUAGAACAUCUCCCGACUGCAAACAGGGCAAGAUAG
Messenger RNA from Dreissena polymorpha, 879 nucleotides. RefSeq names its product hydroxylysine kinase-like. Bases 1 to 879 code for a protein of 292 amino acids. Gene Ontology annotation, molecular function: amino acid kinase activity. The transcript has 6 exons. The record is from RefSeq and is a predicted model, not a curated record. Lineage: Eukaryota; Metazoa; Mollusca; Bivalvia; Myida; Dreissenidae.